Molecule: messenger RNA, 1701 nt
Organism: Lutra lutra (Eurasian river otter)
Lineage: Eukaryota; Metazoa; Chordata; Mammalia; Carnivora; Mustelidae
Gene: GAP43
Product: growth associated protein 43
Biological process (GO): regulation of growth; tissue regeneration; axon regeneration
Cellular component (GO): plasma membrane; cytoplasm; postsynaptic density
Molecular function (GO): calmodulin binding; phosphatidylinositol phosphate binding; lysophosphatidic acid binding
Source: RefSeq, a predicted model, not a curated record
AUGCCGGAGAGCAGCGGCGAGGGUUUAAGCAAACUUUUUAAAUUUUUCCUGGGAAAGCUGGUUCUGCCUGGUCUCUCCGCACUCCCGUUUCUCAAGGCACAGACAACUGUGUGCCUGGCCUCCCUUUCCCGAGCGUUUCCUCCUGCCGCUCUUCCGGGUGACCUCAUCCCUUUGUUUCUCCCCGGCUGUACCGUCGGCCCCGCCUCGUUCCUCUGCCCCGCCCCGCGCCACCGCCCCGACUCUGGGCGGAGCUUCGGACGCGGUGGGCGGGACCUGAUCGUGGAGCUCUGCUCGGACCGCACCGCCCCUCUUUUAAAGCCAGGCUUCGAGCAGCCGCAGCCGGCUUGCAGGGACUGGGCUCUCAGUCGUGUCAAGGUUACUCUGCGGGUUGAAAAAAACGAUGAGGACCAAAAGAUCGAACAAGAUGGCAUCAAACCUGAAGAUAAAGCCCAUAAGGCCGCGACCAAAGUUCAGGCUAGCUUCCGUGGACACAUAACAAAAAAGCUCAAAGGAGAGAAGAAGGGGGAUGCCCAAAGCUGCGGAGGCGGACAGCGAAUGAGAAGGAGGAAGCCCCCCGUGGCCGAUGGCGUGGAGAAGAAGGAGGGAGAAGGUCCCACUCCCACUGACGCGGUCCCUGCCUCCGGCCCCAAGCCUGAGGAAUCCGGCAAGGCAGGCGAAACUCCUUCGGAGGAGAAGAAGGGGGAGGGCGCCCCUGAUGCUGCCACAGAGCAGGCAGCCCCCCAGGCUCCUGCCCCCUCAGAGGAGAAGGCCGGCUCUGCUGAGACAGAAAGUGCCACUAAAGCUUCCACUGACAACUCGCCGUCCUCCAAGGCCGAAGACGCCCCAGCCAAGGAGGAGCCUAAACAAGCCGAUGUGCCUGCUGCUGUCACUGCUGCUGCUGCUGCCACCACCCCUGCUGCAGAGGAUGCCGCUGCCAAGGCAACAGCCCAGCCUCCUACGGAUUCUGUGGAGAGCAGCCAAGCCGAGGAGAAGAUAGAAGCUGUAGAUGAAACCAAACCUAAGGAAAGUGCCCGGCAGGAUGAGGGUAAAGGAGAAGAACGUGAGGCGGACCAAGAACAUGCCUGAACUUUAAGAAAUGGCUUUCCACGUCCCCACCCUCCCCUCUCCUGAGCCCUGUCUCUCCCCACCCUCUUCUCAACUCCACUCUGAAGUUUCCCUUCCUAUCCUGCUCACAUCCGUGAGUCUGUCCUCUCCUACCCGCUAGCCCUCUUUCUCUCUGUGUGGCAAACAUUUAAAAAAAAAAAAAAAAGCAGGAAAGAUCCCAAGUCAAACAGUGUGGCUUAAACAUUUUUUGUUUCUUGGUGUUGUUAUGGCGAGUUUUUGGUAAUGAUGAUCCAAUCAUUUUGGGAAAUUCUUGCACUGUAUCCAAGUUUUUUGAUCUGGUGCGUGUGGCCCUGUGGGAGUCCACUUUCCUCUCUAUCUCUCUCUGUUCCAAGUGUGUGUGCAAUGUUCCGUUCAUCUGAGGAGUCCAAAAUAUCGAGUGAAUUCAAAACCAUUUUUCUUUUCCUCCUUUAAAUGUGAUGGAAUGAACAAAAAGGAAAAAAAUCAAAAACCCAGUUUGUUUUGAAAAUAAAUAAAUAAACAAAUAAAUAAAUAAAACAAAUGUGCCAAUUAGCGUAACUUGCGGCUCUAAGGCUCCUUUUUCAAUCUGAAUAUUAAUAAAUCAUGAGAGUAAGCAAA